Molecule: messenger RNA, 3567 nt
Organism: Linnemannia hyalina
Lineage: Eukaryota; Fungi; Mortierellomycota; Mortierellomycetes; Mortierellales; Mortierellaceae
Source: the annotation of a GenBank genome assembly
AUGGCCGCCCAAAACUUCCCUCAACAAACAAACCAAACGCGCCUUCAGAGUCAACCCGUACAAACCACCCCUGCCCCGGAGCUGGCUCCUGCUGUGCAAAAGUGUGGAAAGUGCGAGCUGCAGAUGAAGGGUUCAUUCGUGCGUGCCCUCGGCAGCACCUAUCAUCUCGACUGCUUCAAGUGCUUGGACUGUGGCGACAUUGUGGCCUCCAAGUUUUUCCCCUUCACAGAGCCCAAUGGGACGCAGUAUCCACUCUGUGAGCGCGACUAUUUCCGGCGCCUCAACCUUGUGUGCCAAUCCUGUGGAGGAGCUCUUCGAGGCUCCUACAUCACGGCACUCGACUACAAAUAUCAUAUUGAGCACUUCACAUGCUCUGUCUGCCCAACGGUUUUUGGUCCCCAGGACUCGUACUACGAGCACGAUGGUAUGGUUUACUGCCACUACCACUACUCGCUCUGCUACGCUGCAAAGUGCGCUGGAUGUCGUACCGCGAUCCUGAAGCAAUUCGUCGAGAUCAACCGCAACAGUCAGGACGAGCACUGGCAUCCAGAGUGCUACAUGAUCCACAAGUUCUGGAACGUCAAAUUGUCCUUCUCACAACAGAGCGAUGACCCAGUCGACAACAAUAACAGGAAUAACGCUGCCCCCACCGACCCAGUCUCACCAACAGGAGGAGAUGGCAGCGGAGAAUUGCAGAUGUUGACUAUCGUGGAUGGACCGACAAAUGGCGGGAGUUCUGCCCCACUCUCGCCAGUGGAUGCGUCACGCUCAAACACUGCACUGGAAAUCAAAUCGCCCGCCGAUUUGAAGUUGGUCCAACAGCAGAUGGAGGAAAAGGUGUAUCAAAUCUGGACGGUUCUCUCGGCCUUUGAGGAGUCCUCGGCUGGUUGUAUCUCUGAGAUGUUGCUUCACGUCUCAAACGGGGCUUAUUACGACGGCGUGCAGAUGGCAGGCAGGUUUAUCCUCCAUGUCGACAUUCUUUUUAGUGCCAUUGAUGACCUCGAGGCCCAAAUGAAGGAGGUCGGCGAUCAAAGCGAUAUGGCGCAUGGACGGGAAGCAAAGAUGCUUUGCAAAAAGAUUGUCAACUUCUUUUCGCUCCUGUCUCAUACGCAAGAGAGCGGGGUGCGCCGGUUAGGAAUGACACAGGAGCUGCUUUCGCUUGUCACUGGACUGGCUCAUUACCUCAAGAUCCUGAUUCGCAUCGCCCUCACUUGUGCGCUUAAGCUGGAACGGCAGUACAACUCGACUUCGGUUAUUGCUCGAUUCCUCAACAAAUUAGUCGAGCUCGCUAACAGGGACAAGUUCCAGAGCGAGGUUCAAGAAAAGCCGACGGUCGAUGCCGAGGUGACCUCUGACUUAUGUUCUGCGUGCAGAGUGACGAUUGAGGACGAGUGCUUUACAUCCAACAACCACCAUCGCUGGCACCCCAAGUGUCUGAUCUGUGCCAAGUGUGCCAAACCGCAAGCGGCAGUCUACUACGAUGCACUUUUUGACGCUGACCGCGGGACGGUUCUGUGUCAACAGUGCAAGACACCCGAAUCGCAAACGGGAUUCUCGCAUGUCACUAAGCUGGAGCAAUAUACCUUUUUACUACGCGUCGCUCUUAUCCGCCUGGAGAACCUUCUUCACCUCAAAGGUGAUGAUCAGGGAGCUGUUGAUCAGCGGUCGCGUUCAAUGGCCACUUCUCCAACGUUGAACCCGCUUUCGCCGCCAGGAUUGAGGAACGAUUCUCGGUCGAAAUCUUACUCAUCGGACGACAACCGGCAGUACGAACCUAUUCAUCUGGGCGAUAUCAAGCGCGUCAAGUCGACUCACUUGGACCGCAAGUUGUCAAACUCGGCUCGAAUUCCCAGGCGGCAGACUGUGAUUGAGCGCCAUCGGAGGCAGCCUCGGGCGAUCGACGCAACACUGAGCGACCACCUUUCCAGCGAGAAUACGAAUUCCAAAAUCGGACCUACAGGAUCUUUGGCAGAGGGUGCUGAGCCAGCAACAUUGGAAAUUGAGAUUGUUGAUGAGAGACCAGAGCCAGGACUCUUGUCCGAAGAUGAUGAGGAUAUCGAUGGACCCAGUCCGGAUGCACCUGCGACCCUUUCGGAUUUGACAGAGCGCCUUCGUAUCAACACCGCGAUCAAUGUGUCAUCCUCAUCGUCGCCGCGCAGUGCUCGUCCAGGACAUGUCUCCCUGCAUGGAUCUACUGGUUCAGGCCAUCCUUCACGCCAUCCCAAGAGACAAUACUUGAACGAGCUGUCGGCACUGGAGUUGUUCAUCGUUAAACAUUUGGCCGUUCUGACAUUGGCGCCGAUUGUUUCGGAGUACUUUACUCUGGAAGAGCUCUUGGACUUGAUUGGACAUCGGAAGCAGACUCUCUGGGGUAGACUUGUCAAAGGACUUAAGACUGACAAGAAAAAGCCCAAAGUUGAAGGCACCUUCAAUGUCCCCUUGGAGGUUUUGGUAGAAAGAAAUGGCGUGGACUCGGCACUGGGAGCAGGACCAGGCAGAAUCAGAAUUCCAAGUUUUGUGGACGACAGUAUCUCGGCGAUGCGCAACAUGGAUAUGUCUGUUGAGGGCGUUUUCAGGAAGAACGGCAACAUUAGGCGCCUAAAGGAGCUCAGUGAGUCGAUUGACAAGGAUCCGUCCGCGGUCAACCUGAGCGAAGACAACCCCGUCCAGGUCGCUGCCCUUCUGAAAAAAUUCCUCCGCGAUCUUCCCGAUCCACUGUUGACGUUCAAACUCCACCGUCUCUUUGUCGUUUCUCAGAAAGUGGAAGAGGAGUCGGCCAGAAAGACGAUUUUGCACUUGAGUUGCUGUCUGUUGCCAAAGGCCAACCGCGACAGUAUGGAGGCGAUCUGCCUGUUCUUGCGGUGGGUUGCAUCAUUCUCGCAUGUGGAUGAAGAGACAGGAAGCAAGAUGGAUCUUCACAACUUGGCGACUGUGAUCACCCCCAACAUCCUCUACUCGAAAUCCAAGGAUCCCACUAAGGAUGAGAGUUUCCUUGCCAUAGAAGCUGUCAUGGGUCUCUUGGAAUACCAAGACGACUUUUGCGUGGUACCAAUGGAUUUGUCGUCAAUCUUGAGUGACCAGGAUCUUGUCGAGUCUUCAACGGAUCUCUCAUCGAAGGAUAUUCUCAAACGGUGUGAGAAUCUUGUCCGAUCCAAGGUCAAGAAGUCUCAUUCCUUGGGCGACCUCUACGCGGAUACCAACAAUAGCAACGGACACCACUCCAACCAUAACAACAACAACCACCACCACAACCAGCACCAUCACCAAGGUGGCCAAGGGCAAAGUGUCACAGGAGCCGGUGAUAUAGUUGGCAGUGGCACUGUCAAUGGCAGUCAUGGCGAGAAUGGUCACCAUCAAUAUCACCAUACCAACAACAACGGCCAUCAGCAUGGCCAUCAUCAGCAACACCAACAGGCACAGGCGCAGGCCUCGAACGGACAUGCCUCGACAGGUGCGAUCCGGAUCCCUGAGCGGCCACGACCAUACCACCACUCGCACUCCUCGCAUGCUGUUACAGUUGGAGGCGGUGCCUCCAGAGAGCGAGGAGCGACGCCCAUGUCUCUCUAA